CAAAAUAAUCCAAAGGAAAAACGACAAAAACACCUAAAGGUCAGAAGUUUCAUGAAAUAUGAAACUUAAAGAUAAUAAAGUAGCACUGGCCCUGUAUUUACUUGGUACUAAAAUAUGCAAUAUCACACAGCUCUACUGAAAACGUUUAGAUUCACAAAUAAUAAAUUCAACCAUUGCAGAUUAACCAGAUGUGUUCCAGCAACAGUUUGCUGCAGAUUAUCUGUUCUCAGAUGAAAUCCAGUGAGUGUUUCUUUGAUUUUAACAUGUGGGAUUAUUUUAGAGUGGAAAGAAGAAAAUCCAUCAAAUCAUUGAGUGGUUUCUAGAUUUCCUACAAUGAUGAUGUUUUCACCUGAUGAACUGACAGACUGAUGUUACCUCCAUGAAGAAGCAGAUUUAACCAAUGAAAAUAAGCAGCUCUAGAAAAUGAAUGGAGGCAGAUUGGUGAGAAGUCUUUGCAGCCUUGAAGACAUCCUGAAACAUCUUCUCAUGGUUUCCUGAUCAUUUAGUUUUAAUAACAACAAUGAUCCCUGUCCUUGUUGCCUCCUAGAGAUGUUGGAGCUGAUGUGUUGCUGACUCUUCUCCUCUGUCUCCUCUCACAGGGAGAAGAUGAUCUGCAGGAUCCUGCUGCUCAUCAUCCUCAACUCAUGUCUCUGUGCAGCAACAUUUGUAGUGAAUGUGACACAGAGCUGCUAUCAGGCAGAGGAGAACCACAACAUCACUCUGGAGUGGACCUUCACCACCAGACCUCAUGGAUCCUGGAGACAACUGUUUAUCCUCUGUGAACUUAUAGCUCCUCCCAGAGAACUGGUUCUGUAUCAGGUCCAUGAUGGUGUUGAGGUGUCAGAGUUUCAGGAUGAACAGUUUUCAGGACGAGUCCAGAGUGACAAAGACGUCCUCAGAGAAGGACGAAUCAGACUCCAUGUGUCCAGACUGAGGACUGAAGACUCUGGUCUGUAUCCGUGUGACGUGAAAACUGAUGAAGGUUCUGGUUCUGGAAGAUGUCGACUCAACGUCUCUGCAGCUGCUGAUGUCUCCCAAACCCAGAGACCGACUGUGGAUCCAGAACCAGAAGGUCCAGGAUGGAUCUUCCUCUAUGUUUUACUGGGACUAACAGCAGCAGCAGCAGCAGCUCUGAUGGUCAAACUUCUCCUAAACUAUUAUUUCAAAGCACCAAAGUCAGAUUCAGUCGUUUAUCAGAACCCUGAAGGUUCCUGAAGCUGCUGUAGGAAGAGUUAAAUAAGAGAUGCCCUCUAGUUUAAUUCUUCAUUACUUCUACAGAGUCCCAUCAGAUCCAGAGGUGGGUUUUAAGGUGCUCUUGAUUUGAUCUCUGACCUAUUCUAACAUAUAAGCGCAUUAAAACACUUUCUGUUGCUGUACUUAACGAGGUGAAAAGCAACAAGACUGUCAACAAACAGGAGUCAGAAGCACCAGCAGCUCACCAGUUGCUUCUGCUCACUAGCUAGCAAUUAGCCAUCAAGCUAAAUCAGGCUACCCCAAAAUGUAGUUUACUGUUUAGGAACAGUUAGCAUGAAGAUGUUUCAGCAGACCAACUGCUAACCAGUCAAGCUAGUUUUAUCUUGGAUGUUGGACAUUCGUGCUCCACAGAUUCAGCUGCUUCUUCCUCCUAUUUGAACAGAUGGAGGCAGUCUGAUUUCAGGCUGUAGCUCUCUGCUUGCUCCCUCUUACACACGGUGGUUCGCUAAGGGACCUUCAAUGCAUUUCCAAACCAAAAACUCUUGAGAAACAAAAAUUAAUAGUUUCAUGUAUAUAAUGUCAAAUUAUUCUACUAGAUGACACAGACAAGACACACUCCUUUUUAUCUGAGUUUAAUGUAUUUUCUUUUCUACAUAUUUUUGUAAUCAAAAUUCAUGAUUUCUGUUUUAAAACUUUUGUCAUGUGACCCAGUGACACAAAAUGGGUGAGACCUUGAGAAUCGUCACUGUCUGUGUUUACUUGUAAAAUAGACAUAAGGAGUAACUCUGGGUUGGCAUCAACUUGUGAGGAGUAAAAUUGAUGAGCAACUAAUCACCCUGUGGUGUAACAGGAAAUGAAUAUUACUGUAUAAAUAUGAAAAGGCAAGAAAGGCAGCUGAAAAUGUUCAUUAUUUAAGUAAAGUCUGAACCAUGUUCAAUAAUGUUAGAAAUUGUUAGAAAUUAUAUGUUGGAAAUAAAACUGUAGAUGUGUGAGAUCACAUUAAGACUAUGUCUGUCAUGUUAUAAUAAAUUAACAUUCAUUUUGUGAAAGUGGGUCACAUGACCUGAAAACAAUUUAGAAAAUAUGAAUUUUUAUUACAAAAAUUCUUUAAAAAUAGAAAAAGCAUUA
This is a messenger RNA of Girardinichthys multiradiatus, 2322 nucleotides long. RefSeq lists its product as uncharacterized. The coding region runs from base 607 to 1215 and encodes 202 amino acids. Lineage: Eukaryota; Metazoa; Chordata; Actinopteri; Cyprinodontiformes; Goodeidae. The transcript has 3 exons. Gene Ontology annotation, cellular component: external side of plasma membrane. Gene Ontology annotation, biological process: cell surface receptor signaling pathway; negative regulation of T cell proliferation; positive regulation of T cell proliferation. The record is from RefSeq and is a predicted model, not a curated record.